AUAGAAUCAGCAAUAACUUUUAUUAACCUAUUCAGCGCCAUCAGCGGAAAUGUGUUGGUUUGUUGGACAAUUAUAAAAUAUCCACGCCUUAGAAACACCGCAAACAUAUUCAUUGCAUGUUUGUCGCUCUCCGAUGUUCUCUUAGCAGCUCUGGGUUUUCCUCUAACUUUGGCUGUUUUACUAACCGGACGGUGGCCUUUUGACAAACCAGCGUGCACUUUUCAAGGAUUUGUUUUCACCGUAUUCGGCACAUUUUCUCUUCUUAUAGUGACCCCAACAGCAACUGCACGUUAUUUCAAAGUGACUAGGCCGUCAUUACACAAAAAAGUCUACAUCAAGAGGAAUAUUGUCCUAUUUAUAAAAGCAGCAUUCAUUGUAUCAACGAUUUUCCCAACGUCUUUGAUACCAUACAACGGAUUUUCAUUCCAUCCCGGAAAAUUCAUCUGUAUUUAUGACUGCGACAAGGUUAAAGCUCUUGGGUGUAUUUGGAUGGGAAUAUUUUUCACUGCAGCUUGCUACGGCCCAGUCGUGUUCUGUUACAUUUGCAUUUUUUAUUCUGUCCGGCAACAUAACAUACAGUUAAAGAAUUCAAGAGUGGAACGCAACGAAGAAACAAAGACACAGUUAUAUGAGGUGAAAGUUACAAAGUUUCUAUUCACCAUAGUCAAAGCAUUUACGUGUUGCUGGUCUCCAUUUGUUGUCAUCGAUAGCGUCGGUUUCUUUACUGGAAACUAUUGGAUGCCCCGUGAGUCUUACAUGACGUAUACAUACCUAGCUGGUUAUAGCUGCUCUGUCAAUCCCUUAAUAUAUGGAAUAUUUAACCCUCAACUCCGGCGGGAACUUGGUAAAAUAGUGAGGUGUAGGACAAACAGACGAGUGAAUAUCCAACCACAAUUUUAA
Messenger RNA from Porites evermanni, 900 nucleotides. The record is from the annotation of a GenBank genome assembly. NCBI's taxonomy places the organism in Eukaryota, Metazoa, Cnidaria, Anthozoa, Scleractinia, Poritidae.